Messenger RNA from Salmo salar (Atlantic salmon), 3175 nucleotides. RefSeq names its product zinc finger protein 703. The record is from RefSeq and is a predicted model, not a curated record. NCBI's taxonomy places the organism in Eukaryota, Metazoa, Chordata, Actinopteri, Salmoniformes, Salmonidae. Gene Ontology annotation, biological process: negative regulation of DNA-templated transcription. Gene Ontology annotation, cellular component: nucleus.
CUUAGUUAGGUCUUUAGUAUGUGAAAUGAGCAUGGUACUAGCUGUUGUGUGAACAAGGAGACAGUGGGACAGCGACAGAAAAGCCUGACCGUAUCGUCUAAGGGGAUAUUCUAUUUACACUAGUCCUUGACUACCGAUGAUCUUUCUUCUCCAUUCCUCUUUUACAAGACGGACGGAUGUAAUUGUCCAUUCCAAGGAAAGUAUUUUGAAAGGACAGAAGAUUGGGUCAAGGAAUGUUGACAUUUGAGAGAAUUCUUCUGUAAAGACAAUCAUUUGAUGACAAUCAUGAGACCCGUGCUACUGUUGGUAUAUUUGGAUUAAAACAGACCGAGUACUUAUGCUUGAUUAUUGAUUUGUGCAUCAUAUGUUGUUUUCAUAAAUGUAUUUCUACUUACAACAACACGUUCCCUGCCAUCGCCCGAACUCUGCGCCGCCCGGAUCCAGAUGAACAAUUCUCCCCGUGGAUCUGACGCGCAUUUACGCAGUCCGUCCCCUGAGCGCAACGGUAACGACCGUUGUAAUUCACUCCCGAGAGGAACUAAAAUACAGCUGGUUUCCGUACCUUCUCCCUCAGAUCCAACACGCCAGGCUAGAAGGCUGCCUAUUCGGAUUCUAAAGAUGUUGAGCGCACACAGUAGCAUCUUGCUACACCCAGAGUAUCUCCAACCCCUGACGUCCGCGCCAGUAAGCAUUGAGCUGGAUGCUAAGAAGAGUCCUCUGGCCCUGCUCGCUCAGACCUGCUCACAGAUCGGCAAACCAGACCCCCCCUCCUCAUCCAAGCUGGGCUCCCUCUCCUCCAUCAGCCUCAGUGACAAGGAGCCAUCCGGACGCUCCUCUAGCUCUGGCCACAAGUCUGGAGACCAGCACCAGUCCGUGGAGGAUAAGUCCAGCUUCAAGCCUUACAACAAGGCCGGAGGGGAAUGCCGCAAGGAUGGGUUGGUGACCAAGGGUGCUACAGACAAAGCUGGUUUCAGGGUGCCCAGUGGUGGAUCCGGGAGCAGUGGCUCUUGCCCGUCCUUCCCCCCACACUCCACCUCUCCCAGCUCCACCUCCCCUCCCCUGCACUCCCAGGGCCAGUCCCACAGACAGACCCAGCCCCCCUCCACACAGCAGCAGACAUCACACUCUCAGGCCCUGCACAUAGACAACAAGCCUGUGAGCUCGGACCAGGCCAGCUCAGACAGCAGCACAGGGAAAAAAGAUUCUGAUCACAGUAAGGAGAAGCUGGACGGGGCCCAGCUAGCUAACUCCAGUCACAUGCGGGCUAGCGCCAACUCCAGCAAUGCCAGCUCCGCUAGCAGCCCGCGGCCGGAGAGCAAGGCUGACCCACAGUCCUCUCAGUCUGGGCUAGGCUCCGGACACAUCGCCCCUGUCUCUCCCUUCAAACCAGGCCAUUCAGUCUACCCCAUGCCCCCCGCCUCCAUGGGUUACCAUGGCUCCAUAGUGGGCGCCUAUGCAGGCUACCCAUCUCAGUUCAUGGAUCAUACCAAGUCUAGUCUAGGGAUGGGGAUCCCAGGAAAGCACCCCAGCUCCAGCCCCCUCACUGGGGCCUCACCUCCUUCCCUCAUGCAGGGUCUAUGCAGGGACCCGUACUGUCUGACUUACCCCAACCACCCCCAUCUAGGGGGCAGCAACUGCAAUACAUGUGUCCAUGACCCCUCUUCUCUAAAAUCAGGUUACCAAAUCAUGUACCCAUCACACCACCUUCACUCCCUCCAUCCCAGCUCUCUAUCCUCCACCACCCCCACCCUGUCCCACCCGCUCUACACUUACGGCUACAUGCUGCAGAACGAGCCCCAGCCACACGCCUGUAACUGGGUGUCAGUAGGAGGGCCGUGUGACAAACGUUUCUCCACAUCAGAGGAGCUGCUGGCCCACCUGCGUACUCACACGGCGCUACCUGGUGGGCUGGACAGUAAGCCCCUCUCUGCCUACCCCUCCUCAGCCGCCUCCUGCCACCUCCACCUUCCCCAGCCCGGCAGCCCCGGCACCCUGCCCAGCUCCUUCUCCCUGCGGGGGUCACCUGGCCUGAGCCUGGCUCGCUACCACCCCUACAGCAAGGCCCACCUGCCCGGAGCCCCAGGCCUGCCCAUGCACUCACUGCAGGCGUCCUCGCCCUACUACUCCCCCUAUGCCAUCUACAGCCAGAGACUAGGCUCAGCCUCCACCUUGGGCUACCAGUGAUGUCUGAGGACACAAAGACAACAGAACAGGCACAAGCUGGACACCUCAGAUAUGCACAGUGGAUGGAUGGACCAGGCCCCGUCUGGACAGGAGGGGUCAUCGCCAGUCGCCGGAACAAGGGGGCUUUACCCUGCCUGCCUGGAAUACCACCUGUUAGCCACAGGAUUCUGAAUGGCAUUUCAAUGGCAAGACCCAGUGGUGAUGGCUGGCCAGCAGUACAGGCCCAGAGACAUUGGUGUUUGGGCCAGACACCUGCCUGGGAACAGAAAGGAGCUUGAAUUUGAUUGGAUGAGAUUGUGGGAUUUCGGAUUGGUUUUUGAUUUUAGAUUUUUUUCUUUCGCUCCCUCCCAGGACUGAAAACAUGUAUUUAUUUUUCACUUGAGCGCUUGGCAUUCAAACUUGGGGGAAGUUUACUAUCCAAAUUAAUUGUUCAUAAGUAUUCUAAUUGGGAAAAAAAUAUUUUAAUUAUAUUAUUAUUAUGCCUAUCAUACACUCUUUAAAUAAAGUUUUUCACCAUGGCAAAGAUGGACUGUGUUUUUUUUCUGGAGGAAUAAGCCUAAAUUUGUUCUUUGCUUCUGUAUCUUUCCAUCUCUGCUGUUUGUUUUCUUCUACUAUUCAGACUGAUGGAAAAUGUAAUGUCACGAUGAUAAAGUCAUUGCCAUUUAUUUAGUAUUUGUACAUAAGCAAAGAUGCAAACAAUUUUCAAGUGUUAUCGAGUCAGCCCGUUGGGGUUGCUCACUGUAAUUGAAAGAGGAUGAGAUUAAUUCAAACAAAAUAAUAACACAACGAUGGCAGUGCUACCCUUCUGACAGGGAAAGGUCUUAUUUUGUUAAAAAAUUAUACUUGAUUGCAUUUAAAGUUGUUUAUUGAAAUGCUUAUAUAGUGUCAUAACUUAUGACACUAUAUAACUAGUUUUCAUUAUGGCUAUAAGGGGGUCAUUUAUCAUUUUGCUAAAUUGUACUAAAUUAUUUUAGUAAACAAUUUAACUAUU